Molecule: messenger RNA, 2889 nt
Organism: Chara braunii
Lineage: Eukaryota; Viridiplantae; Streptophyta; Charophyceae; Charales; Characeae
Source: the annotation of a GenBank genome assembly
CUUCCAUUAUCAGAGACGACAUCGAGGACAUGGGGGUGUGUUUUUUCCACGCCCUCCCGCCCCAUGACGCUUCAUCGACGGACUCUUCUUCGGAUCCACGCAUCACCAAGCUUCUCGACGCCUACAGCGACGUCUUCGAAGGCCCGCACAGAGUAGUACCGGAUCGGCCCAUCCGCCACGAGAUCAUCCUCGAGGACGGGGCCGUACCUCCACGCGGUUGCAUCUACCGAAUGAGCGAGGAAGAGUUAAGUGUGCUUCGGGCACAACUCGACGACCUCCUGGAGAAAGGCUGGAUUCGGCCUAGCUCAUCGCCAUAUGGUGCUCCUGUUCUCUUCGUCCGGAAGAAGAACAAGGAUCUGCGGUUGUGCAUCGAUUAUCGCAAGCUCAACGAGCAGACGAUCAAAAACGCCGGCCCUCUCCCACGCAUCGAUGAUCUUCUCGAGCGACUGGGCGGCGCCAAGUUCUUCUCCAAGCUCGAUCUCAAGUCGGCAUAUCACCAACUCGAGAUUCGCAAGGAGGAUCACUACAAGACCGCGUUUAAGACGCGAUAUGGGCAUUUCGAAUGGCUGGUUAUGCCAUUUGGCCUUACGAAUGCCCCGGCCACUUUCCAAGCGGCUAUGACAACGGAGUUCCGACACAUGUUGGAUCGAUACGUACUUAUCUACCUCGACGACAUCCUGGUGUACAGCCGGAGUUUGGAGGAGCAUGUGGAACACCUGCGCACCGUUUUGGAGCGGCUACGACAGGCCAAGUACAAAGCCAACCACGACAAGUGCGAAUUCGCACGGCAGGAGCUGGAGUACUUGGGACACUAUGUGAGGCCGCAAGGCAUCCGUCCGCUUGCGGAUAAAAUCGAGGCCCUACGAGUAUGGCCCAAGCCCACCAACACCACCGACGUUCGUUCAUUCAUGGGAUUGGCAGGCUACUAUCAGCGAUUCAUCACCGGAUAUUCCAGGAUUGUUGCACCUAUGAUGACGUUACAGUCGCCAAAGGUGCCAUUCGUAUUCGAUGACGACGCACAUCGGUCAUUCCAAGCACUUAAGACGACUAUGCUUAUGGCACCCGUCCUUAGCAUCUAUGACCCCACACUGUCGACGAGAGUGACUACGGACGCUUCCGGCUAUGGCAUUGGGGCAGUCUUUGAACAGCACGACGGCGACGACUGGCACCCUGUGGAGUAUUUCAGCCACAAAGUGCCUCCCAUCAACUCGCUUGAUGAUGCAAGGAAGAAGGAGCUGCUCGCAUUCGUCAUGGCUCUCAAGCGAUGGCGGCACUUCCUCCUUGGGCGUCGUAGGUUCACAUGGGUUACGGACAACAAUCCAUUGACCUACUACAAGACGCUGGAUACGGUGAGCAGCACGAUCGGGCGAUGGAUGUACUUCAUCGACCAAUUCGACUUCACACCGAAACAUCUUCCCGGCCUCUCAAAUCGCGCAGCAGAUGCAUUCUCGCGAAGACCUGAUCUUUGCGCUAUGACACAUCAUGCUUUCGCAUUCGACGAGGAGCUUCAGCGCCAUUUCAUCCGAGCAUAUGAGUCUAAUCCGGACUUCGCCACGUUGUAUGCACAGCUAUCUUCAGAUCACCCGCCGGCCAGCCACUAUCACAUUGCCGACGGGUACUUGCUCCUCCACUCAAGAGGCAAGGACUUACUAAGUGUCCCACGCGAUCGCCGUCUUCGGCCUCACCUCCUCGGCGAGUAUCAUGAUUCGCGACUCGCCGGCGAUUUCGGAGUCAACCGCACUAUUGCACGGCUUCGACAGCGAUUCCGAUGGCCCGAUCUCAUUACCGAUGUCACUCGGUAUUGCGACUCUUGCGAAGUUUGCCGACGCAGCAAGCCCCGCAACCGCAAUCCCUACGGCGAGUUACACCCGAUGCCUAUCCCACGGGAACCCGGUCUCUCCAUUGCCAUGGACGUCACUGGUCCGUUUCCCCGCGACCGGCUCGGGCACGACGACAUCCUCACGGUGGUGGACCGAUUUAGUAAGUAUGCGCGUUUUCUUCCUUGCAAGUACUACUCCACAGCUCUCGAGCUGGCACGCAUCCUACACACCGGUUGGAUUUGUGGCCAUAGUGUACCGGAAGACAUAGUCAGCGACCGCGACACUCGUUUCAUGUCAGCAUUUUGGACUGCGCUCGUGCACGAGUCCGGCACGACGAUGAAACCAAGUUCGGCUCGGCAUCCACAGAUAGACGGGCAGACGGAGCGGGCACAUCAAACCGCCCAAAUGAUGCUUCGUACGCUCAUCUGUCCGGACCAGAAACAUUGGGUUGACCGCCUCCCCGACAUCGAGUUCGCCUACAACACUUCGGUGCAUCCGGCGAUCGGCGUGACUCCAUUCGAGUUGCACCACGGUGGACGGAAAGGCCGGAGCUUCGCCAACCUUCUCCUCCCUCGACCAGCCGACAUUGACGCUGCCUGCUCUCCCGCUUCCGUCCGGAAGUACAGGGAAUUGCUGACUCAAGCCCGCGCGAACAUGCAAAAGGCUAAAGUCCGCAUGCAGCAGCAAGGCAACAGGCGUUGCAUACCAUGGCCCAUUCGCGCCGGUGAUCUGGUUUGGGUCUCCGCGGAAGAGUUUGCACUGGAACAGGAUGUUUCACGCAAACUGCUUCCCAAGUGGUUUGGACCUUGGUCUGUGACCGCAGCCGCGGGCGAUGAGCCCGAUGGCCCUUCAUUUGUGAUCAACAUUCCCGAGCAUCUGACGGUCCAUCCAGUCUUUCAUGCCUCGAAGCUGGCAACAUAUACACCAGCUAAGAGCGACGACUUCCUGGGUCGACGAUCGCAGGACCCGCCUUCUAUGGAUGGUCAUCAGGAAGUUGACCGCGUCAUCACGGAUCGCAAGUACGACAGCAAGCUGCGCCAGUACAAAGUUACAUUCAGAGCAUGCGAUC